Messenger RNA from Pygocentrus nattereri (red-bellied piranha), 4907 nucleotides. It is a transcript of the gene ube4a, whose product is annotated as ubiquitination factor E4A (UFD2 homolog, yeast). The transcript has 20 exons. NCBI's taxonomy places the organism in Eukaryota, Metazoa, Chordata, Actinopteri, Characiformes, Serrasalmidae. The record is from RefSeq and is a predicted model, not a curated record. Gene Ontology annotation, biological process: protein polyubiquitination. Gene Ontology annotation, cellular component: ubiquitin ligase complex; cytoplasm; nucleus. Gene Ontology annotation, molecular function: ubiquitin-ubiquitin ligase activity. The coding region runs from base 198 to 3428 and encodes 1076 amino acids.
AUCGCUGCGUUGUGUGGCUGCGCCGGGCGUCUGGUCCUCCAGUGAUGACGCUCCACACGUAUGUGUUUAUGCAGGAAAUGCAGUAGUGCAGAGUAGAUUAACGCUGUCGUCUCUGAUAUAGGGAGCAACCAGACACGUCGCCAGCGGAAAACGGGCUGGUACUGAGCUCCUGUUGAUGGAGUACAUGCUCCAGUGAAAUGACAGACCAGGGAAAUAACAAUCAGAAUAUCUCUGGAAACCCGUUUGCUGCCCUCUUCAGUUCCCUUGCUGAUGCAAAGCAGUUUGCAUCCGGCCAAAAACUACAGCAGCAAACUGAACCGCCUUCGGAAGACUCUGGGGAGAGCCAGUCUGAGUCAGACAAUUCGGUGUCUGACAGCAUAGAGGACAAUGAUGACUCGGUGGCAGAGAUCAGCCGCUCUUUUCGCUCGCGGCAGGAGCUCUGUGAACAGCUCAAUGUCAAUCACAUGAUCCAGCGGAUCUUCCUCAUCACUUUAGACAACAGUGACCCAAGUCUCAGAAGUGGUAAUGGCAUACCCCCUCGCUGCGUCUACCUUGAAGAGAUGGCCGCUGACCUUGAUGGCCAAGACUGGCUUGACAUGGACACAAUAGAGCAGGCUAUUUUCAGCAGGCUGCUUUUACUAGAACCGGGGAACCACCUCAUCUACAUGACUUCCUGCAAUGUAGUGAACCUGUCUGCAGAUCGUGACGCAGGGGAGAAACGGGCCAUACCGUACCUUUAUGCCUGUUACCAGAGAGCCAAGGAAGAGGUCACUAAAGUGCCAGAGAAGCUUCUGUCUUAUGCUGUGCGCUGCAAGAACCUGACUGUGUCCAACGCUCGCACGGUGCUGCUCACCCCGGAGAUCUACAUCAGUCAAAAUGUGUACGAACAGCUGCUGGACCUGCUGCUGGAGUCGGUCAACAGAGCUCAAAUUGAGGAGGUGGUGGAGUUUCUAGAGGAAGUGAUCGCUGGUCUUUUGGCUGAUCAGGAAGUGCGCUCUUUUGGAGAGGUUAUGGUGCCAGUGUUUGACAUUUUCCAAGGCCGCGUGAAAGACUUAGACCUCUGCCAGCUGCUGCUUUAUUCCUAUCUGGAUAUUCUGGUCUACUUUAGUCGACAAAAAGACAUCGCCAAGGUACUUGUGGAACAUAUUCAACCCAAAGAUCCUAACAAUGGACUUCAGUAUCAGAAGACCCUUCUGGGCACUGUGUUGAAUAUUUCUUGUUUGCUGAAAACUCCUGGGGUGGUGGAAAGCCAUGGAUUUUUCCUCAAUCCCUCCCGCUCCAGUCCACAGGAAAUGAAGAUUCAAGAGUCUAAUAUCCACCAGUUCAUAGGCCAGUUUCAUGAUAAGCUGCACCAGAUUUUGAAGAACCUGCUGCAGCAGUCUACUGAGACCCGUCACCUGCUGCUCUCCUGGCUGGGCAGCUGCCUGCAAGCUAACAUGGGACGGGCCAAAAUCUGGGUCAACCAGAUGCCUGAAAUCUUCUUCCAGAUGUUUGCCUCAGACGCGUUCUUCCUGAAUCUAGGUGCUGCGCUCCUCAAACUCUGCCAGCCCUUCUGUCGCCCUCGCUCCCCCAAACUCCUCACCUUUAACCCCACCUACUGUGCUCUUAGGGACCUGAGUGAGGAGGAGAGGCGCAACAGGAAUGUGCAUGCCAGAGGGCUAGAUAAGGAGACUUGUCUCAUUCCGGUUCCCCCUCAGCAAACGACUGAAUUUGCCCAGUCGUACAGCCUUCUCACAGAGAACCUGAUCCUCACUCAGCUCACCCUGCACUUGGGCUUCCACAGACUACAUGAUCAGAUGGUAAAAAUGAACCAGUCUCUGCACCGGCUGCAGGGCACAUGGCGAGAGGCCCAGCUGAGCGGAGGUCCAGUAGCAGAGCAGCUGCGGGAGCAGUUUGAACACCUGAUGACGGUUUACCUGUCCACUAAGGCUGCUGCCACUCAGCCUGCAAUGCUCCAGAACUGCCUCAAUCUGCAGGCCUCCUCUGCAGCCCUGCUGGUCCAACUCAGCCUGGGCAACCAAGGCUCUGAGCACGUUCCCCUCUCGUUCCCUUUACCUCCACUACAGAACAGCCUGCUGUGCUAUGUGCCAGAGUUCUUUGCUGAGAACAUGGGUGACUUCUUCAUUUUCCUUCGACGCUUUGCUGAUGAGGUGCUGGAGUUGUCCUCAGAGAGCUUGGAGCAAGUUCUCAACUUCAUCACUGUGUACAUGGGAAAUGUAGAGAGAAUGAAAAAUCCUCAUCUGCGGGCAAAGCUGGCCGAGGUUCUGGAAGCUGUGAUGCCGCAUAUGGAGUCUGUUUCGCCUAGCGCUCCGCAGCCCAUUAUGUUCCAGCGACAGAGGGUGUUCUGCUCCUACUGUCACGCGCCUCAUCUAGCUGAAGCGCUCAUCACUGUGUUUGUAGACAUUGAGUUCACUGGUGAUCCUCAUCAGUUUGAACAAAAGUUUAAUUACAGGAGGCCCAUGUACCCUAUUCUGAAGUACAUGUGGGGAGAGGACAGCUAUAGAGAGAGCAUCAAGCAUCUGGCGGAUUAUGCAUCCAAAAAUCUAGAAGCCAUGAACCCACCACUUUUCCUAAGGUUCCUCAACCUACUUAUGAAUGAUGCCAUCUUCUUACUUGAUGAGGCUAUACAGUACCUGAGUAAGAUCAAGCUCCUGCAGCUGGAGAGGGACCGGGGUGAGUGGGAAGGCCUGGCCCCUGAUGCCCGCAGAGAGAAAGAGUCCAGUCUGCAGAUGUUUGGACAGCUGGCCCGCUUCCACAACAUCAUGUCAAAUGAGACCAUUGGCACCUUAGCUUUUCUCACAUCUGAGAUCAAGGGUAUCUUUGUUCACCCUUUCCUUGCUGAGAGGAUCAUCUCCAUGCUCAAUUACUUUUUGCAACACCUGGUGGGACCUAAAAUGGGUGCCCUGAAGGUGAAGGACUUCAGUGAGUUCGACUUCAAACCUCAGCAGUUGGUAUCGGACAUCUGUACCAUUUACCUGAACCUGGGAGAUGAGGAGAACUUCUGUGCCACUGUUCCAAAGGAUGGGAGGUCGUAUUCUCCAACCCUGUUCUGUCAGACGGUUCGAGUCCUGAAGAAGAUUAACAAACCCGGCGAUAUGAUUGUUGCUUUCAGCCACCUAGCAGAUAAAAUAAAGUCUCUGGCAGACCGGCAUCAGCAGGAAGAAGAGACAUACUCGGAUGCUCCUGAUGAGUUCUUGGAUCCCAUCAUGUCAACCUUGAUGCUUGAUCCUGUGCUGCUACCUUCUUCAAAUGUCACAGUUGACCGUUCAACAAUAGCUCGCCACCUGCUUAGUGACCAGACAGACCCUUUCAACCGCAGUCCGCUCACCAUGGACCAGAUCAGACCCAACGAAGAACUCAAGCAACAGAUCAUGCAGUGGCUGGCCGAGCAUAAGCAAAGGGGUAUGCAGAUGGGACCCAGUGGCUAGUCCACUCGCGCUACCACCACCCCAACCCUCAGGCAUGAUCCAGCGGAGCUUUAUGUACUGUUUCCCUUUCAUACAGUUCUAUGCCACAGAGAGACAACAUUCAACCACUGGUGGAGGAACGCAGGUCUUCUAACAUGGUCUGGUAUUUUUACUUAAGGUCAAAUGCAAAUGGCAUACAUCUGUAGCAUUUAGACAUUCUUCUCUCCAUCUGCUCAAAAGCCUGGCCAUCAUCAAUGACAUUAAGGCUAUCUGGACAGCCAGCUUUUAUACUGCUGCAUUAAACACUUCAUCUUACUUUUAUUUUGAAAGUUGCCUUGUCAAGAUUUUUUUUCCCUGCAAAAGUUUAUUUUGAUUUAUGUGUAGAAACAAUAUGCAGAUCUUUGCAAAUAAAUGUAUUAUGUUGUAAUAUAGAUUUGUCCUCUACCUCUAAUCAAAUCAGUUUGAACACAUAAAUUCACGUAUUUUAUUCAGUUAGAGAAGUGUGUCUCGAGGUAGCUACUGUUAUAUGAAAAUAAGGUGUGGAAGCAGUAUUGCCAUACUCAAAAUUAAAGUUAACCCAUCUUUGAUGUAAGAAGGACAGAAUACUCAGUCAGUGCCUAUCCAUCAGCCUUGUUUACUCGUGUAUUACAACAAUUUGUUUUGACAGUGGUGUUUGUGAAAUCUAAAACCUCUGCUCACACUAGUUUUUCAAAAUGUGUGUAUAAUUAAGUCUUUAAGGUGGAAGCAGCAAUUCAGAGUGAUUUGUUGUGAAAUGCUCCAUUUAACAGAGACUUACCAAGUCAAAACGGUUCACAGGUGGUGCUGAUGGGAACUGAAGAGUUUAAUGCCUCUGAAGGCUCUCUCACAAAGUUAGAACAUAAAAUAAUUAUGAAUACACUGCCUGAUAUCUGAGACAAUGUUUUACAGUAGUUUUGAGAAGGUUUUGGCCUAAAGCAUUUUUGUAGUACAUUUAAGGCGGAGUGGAAUAUGCAGGGUGUUGUAAAGCAAAAUGGUACCCAAACAAUCUUUUUGAUUUGACAAUAUUUUACCUUUAUAAACAUCACAUAUAAAACACCAUGUAGGUUCACUGGUCAUUUUAGAUUGUAAAUUAAGUUGUUAUAUUUGCAUUGUUAGACAUUGCAACUCCUGGUUACCAUCACUAUUACUUUAGAGAAAUUCUGAAUCUGUAAUUUUCUGUACACUUCACAUCUAAAGGUUCUUGAAUUCUUGAUAUUUUGCAGAUAUACGUAAAUUUAUUAAGAGCCAUGAUAUACUAAAAGUUACAUUCAGGAACUUGCAGCACUUUUUUUUUCUCUUCCUGGACCAUUAUUAGCCAUAGAGCAUAUUAUUAUCUUUUGUUUAUUGAAAUUCAGAUUGAAAUUGAAAUUUUAUGUUUGUGUUAUUUGGAAUUGGGAAGUACGUUAAGUGAGUCUGUGUUACAUGGUAAUGACAUUGUAAUACCUUAAGUUUGGGAAACAGGCUCUUUUUAUUUUGCUGGAA